Molecule: messenger RNA, 2529 nt
Organism: Neofelis nebulosa (Clouded leopard)
Lineage: Eukaryota; Metazoa; Chordata; Mammalia; Carnivora; Felidae
Product: transport and Golgi organization protein 1 homolog
Exons: 22
Coding region: 424-2364 (646 amino acids)
Biological process (GO): protein secretion; endoplasmic reticulum to Golgi vesicle-mediated transport; vesicle cargo loading
Cellular component (GO): endoplasmic reticulum exit site; endoplasmic reticulum membrane
Source: RefSeq, a predicted model, not a curated record
UGAGCUAUCAGGGGCGAAGGCAGCUGAUUGGUGGAGAGAGAGCAUAAAGCGUCUGAACUGCUACGGCAUUGCUCAAACAGGUGAAGACUUGGAUGAAGAGAGAUCUUCGUCUGCUCCACUUGCUACUGACAGUCUACUUAACUGGCUACUUGUGGCCUACUCAUCUAGUGAUUUACUGACCUGCUGAGCUACUAACUUGUCUGAACCCUCCUCCUUCCCUUCUUGUACUUGAUCUGAUCCGGGUACUCUCCCUGACCCCCUUCUUCUCCUGCCACACGCCCUCCCCAAUCCCAUCCCUUUUUAAACUCCGCCCCCCCCCACCCCCUUUCCCACCCCGUCCCUUCCCGUCCCACCCCCACCACCUCCUCACCCCCAUCUGCACCUCCUCUCUGGUGCCCAGGCCCCCCCUGAAAAGACCAGAACAUGAAUGUUCAGAAGCUACUUUUCUAUAUCCUCUUACUCGGGUAUCUCGGUUACCCCGACACAAAUCUUGUCCCUAUUUUGGCUGACCAUUUCCCUCGUGGCUCUCGUGUCUUCGGAACUCUGUGGAAGCUUGCCGUUAUUACUGCCACCGUUGCAAUUUGUGCAUGUCUUAUUUACCUCUGGAGCGUUGUCCUUGCUACAGAGCCUCCAGUAUAUCAAGUUAAUUUACAGCAAAAAACUGCAAAGAUCAACACGUUGGAGAAAGAAAACCCAGAGCUGGCUGAAGCAAUAUCCAUGUGGGAAGAGAAGAUACAUCUUCAAGAAGCUAAGAGAGAAAGUAACAUUCACUCUGCUGAAGCUCUUAAGUUGAAAUCAGAAGAUGCAAACGGUCAAUUUGAGGAUCCAGAACGGAGAGCCUUGAGGUCCAAUAAAUGUGAACUGGAAGAAAGGAAGAAGGCCCUGGAAGACAUUUAUAAUGCUUUGAGUUCUCUUAAACCAAUCAGGGAAGAAAAAGACAAAAGGCUGAAGGAGAGAGCCGACGUCCUUGAUAAAUUCUAUGAAGAAAGAAAAAUGGCUACAGCAAAGAAUCUGGAUAUGACAAACUGUGAACUAGUGGCAAUGAAGAAUCAGAUGGCAACUGCAGAGGAAGAUCUGAAAAUAGCUACAAGGGACAUACACAAGUGCAAACAGCAAAUUGAACAAACAGGAGAACAGCUGCAGAAGGCAGAACUCACCUUCAGACACCAGGUCGCAGUUUAUGAGUGUAAUGCUCAGGACACCUGGAUCAAGACUCGGAUCUGGGAGAGGAAAAUGGCAGAGCAGAGCCGAGAGGUUGCCCGCUUGAAACACAGACUGGAUGUGAUGGAAGGAAAGAGGCUGCUUGAGGGAUACAGGAGGCAGAGACCAAUUCCUGGAAGUCCAGAGACGCAGAACCCUGCGAGGAGAGAGCCUUUAGCCGAAGCUGGUGUCACUCCCAUGACUCACAACAACAAGCAGUCUACCAACAAUGCCGAGAAGGACAAGGGCAGUGUGGAUCCGGGGCGACCUGCUCCAUCAACUGGAAGAUUCUGCACACCCUACCCUAGAGGCCACCCUAUGAUCUCCUGGGCACAUCCACCUCCUGUACCAGGUUCGGGACCACCCCGAACCCCUCCACCUGCACCACUUGGGCCUUUUGCAGAUCCAGAUGUUGCUCCUGUGAGUAACAUCAACACUAACUCUACCAACAGGACCACGAAGGACAAGGGCAGUGUGGAUCCGGGGCGACCUGCUCCAUCAACUGGAAGAUUCUGCACACCCUACCCUAGAGGCCACCCUAUGAUCUCCUGGGCACAUCCACCUCCUGUACCAGGUUCGGGACCACCCCGAACCCCUCCACCUGCACCACUUGGGCCUUUUGCAGAUCCAGAUGUUGCUCCUGUGAGUAACAUCAACACUAACUCUACCAACAGGACCACGAAGGACAAGGGCAGUGUGGAUCCGGGGCGACCUGCUCCAUCAACUGGAAGAUUCUGCACACCCUACCCUAGAGGCCACCCUAUGAUCUCCUGGGCACAUCCACCUCCUGUACCAGGUUCGGGACCACCCCGAACCCCUCCACCUGCACCACUUGGGCCUUUUGCAGAUCCAGAUGUUGCUCCUGUGAGUAACAUCAACACUAACUCUACCAACAGGACCACGAAGGACAAGGCCAUUAUGAAUGCAAGAGGGCCUGGUCCUUUCCCAGGAUCGCCUUGCAGGCUGUCCCCCGUGGACCACCCUUCACCACCAGUCACGGGCUAUGGACCACCUCCGUCUCCUCCACCAGCUCCUCCACGUACUAAAUUUGGUUUGCACCUCCGAAACUUCCCUCGCAAUCUCCUGAGGCUUUGCCUGUGUUCCUGCUGUGUCAGCUCUAACACCAGCUCUCGGCGGUCAUCUCAGAGCCUCAGGAGAAUGUGAAGUUUGAAGAGGACCCUGAACUGUGACCAAUAGGCUGUGGUGAUGUGAUAUAUUUAGAAAAGUUGUCUGAUAUGCAUAUUUGACUGAAUUCUUUCCCUGACCAUUCCUGUCCCCCUCUAUUUUGUUUUUCCUCGUUUCCCCUAAUAAACCCAUCACAGUUCUGUA